Selaginella moellendorffii is the source of this 2044-nucleotide messenger RNA. RefSeq lists its product as uncharacterized. Bases 307 to 1941 code for a protein of 544 amino acids. The transcript has 5 exons. Gene Ontology annotation, molecular function: DNA-binding transcription factor activity. Lineage: Eukaryota; Viridiplantae; Streptophyta; Lycopodiopsida; Selaginellales; Selaginellaceae. The record is from RefSeq and is a predicted model, not a curated record.
GGUUAUUUUAGCGAGAGUAAUAUUGAGGCCAAUGUGAAGAAGUGGAGGAGCGAGCGCUAGCGGCGAGAGCGACGAUCGCAUUCUCUUUGUGAUCGAUUCGAGCUAGGUAGAGCUGCGGUGCAAGGUACCACUGGGAUUUCGAUUCCAUUGCCAGGGUUCGAGCCUAUGUAAGGGGAGAUCGAUCCAUUCGCCGCGCGAGCGCGUAGCGCUCCCUUCCUUGUUCUUGGCAAUGUGUGACGAGAUGGAGGGCGGCGAGGCCCGGGGCAGCGAUAUUUCGGCGUGAUUCCACCGCGAUUUCGCCCGAGAAUGGCCGCAUUGGUGGUGAGAUCCUCGGACCACGACAAGGUUCUCUCGGGGCUGGGGCAUCACGGCAGCGCUCACUUCACGGCCGAUAAGGUCGUGUCUAGGAUCUCUAGGGGAGGCGGCGGCGAUGAGCCAUCGUCCUCGCUCCUCCAGGGAGCGCGCGGCCGGUCGCGCAAGAGCAAGAAUGGGCCAAAGAAGCAGCCGCAGCGGGGAUUGGGCGUGGCGCAGCUAGAGAAGCUGCGAUUGCAAGAGGAGAGCAAGCAGGAAUCGGCGUGCCUGGCGUCGCUGGGCCUGGUGCCGCUGCCAUCCGGCUAUGGAUUCCUGGACCAGGAUGUCUAUCCUCUCCUCUCGUCGACUCCGCGGCACCACCACCACCACCCCCACCACAUCAAGGGGAUCUUGGGCUUUGGGAGUGGCUACAGGGGCAGCAGCAGUGGCUCGCCGGAUCAUCGAAAUGGGGGGUUCUCGCCGGGAGGCUGUGAUCCGUCCGUGGAGCCAUCGCCGCUAGAAAUUCUGAUGCAGCAGCACGAGGUGGCGCGAAUGGUGGCCACGUCCAAAUCCUCGCCUCUGGUGCCGGCCUUGGUGGCUCCUCCUCCUCGAGCUCCUCCUGAUAAGAAUGCCGGGGGUCUCAUGGCUGCGGCGAUGAUGCGCGCGGCUGCUUCUUCCAGCUCCUCGCGCAACGAGGAUGCGAUGGUGGUCAAGCAGCAGCAGCAGCAGCAGCAGCAGCGAAAAGCUGGUGGCGAGCAUCACCCCUUGGGUGUGAAUUCCGGCCAGCUUUUCGAUGCGUCGCUGCCACCGGGGUCACUCCCGAUGCCGCGCGAUUGCAGGGAAUUGUCUAUGGUUGGCAUUCCCAAGGAGCUCUCUUCUUUCCAAACAAACUUUCCAGGACACCAAGUGUGGCCUAGCAUGCAUAAUGCUUCUGUGGAGAAGCAGCGUCCAUGCGUCGUGAUUUCCCUGGAUCACGGGGAAAUCCACUCCAACUCUUCACAGAGUGAAACCGCCGACAACAUUCUCAAGCCGGGCGCGCACUAUACGCCUCGGAGCAUCAGUAAUGCGCUUGGCAAAUCAUCGCUGCCGUUUCUUAAGGCCGAUGCAAUCAAGCAGCAGCCGAGUUGCAUUGGUGCCGCGCCUGGCUUUGACAAUCUCGUCAAGAGCGAGCACCACCCGACCGACAGCAGCACGUCCAGCGUCUCCAGCAUGCCAUUCCUGCGCAAGCGAGUCGCGGCUGCUUGCUAUCUCGACUCCACAUCAUGCUCGGCGGCGAAAAAGGCUCUGGUGUCAUCAGGGGCUGACUUCCUCGCCCUGAGCCUUUCAAUCUCGCACAGCGACGUCGAGUCCAGCGGCAGGAGCCUGAUUUGCUCUGCCAACACCAACGCUUCUCCCGCCGCUGCCCAGCAGCAGCAGCAAAGAUCGUCACUGUCGCUGCAGGAAACACUGACUGAUGUGGAGGAUGGCAGCAGCAGCCAGAAAUCUCCGAGCUCUUAUGGCAACUCCUUCACGGAUGUGUCAACGAUCGAGGAGGUGGAGCACAGCAUCACCGUGUCCCACCGGCAGGAUAAUCGCCAUCAUCAUCAGCAUCAUCGUCGCCGUCGCAGCAGCGCCCAAGAUGUGGAUCUCAACUUGAAGCUGGCCAUCUAAAAGUAUUCCACUUAACUACCGUAACAGUAUUAUUAUUGAUUAAUUAAACGUGACACGUGGCAGAGGCAUCUUUGUGCCACGUUGAGCAUACUCAACCGUUGGA